GAAAUCUGCGUGGUGCGUUAUGCUUGCUCACAAAUUGACUAGCAUAGCCUGAUGAGAAGGUGCUGUGGAUGAUGAGAGCCUAAUUGCCGUCCCUGCAUCAGCAGCAUCUAGGAAGCAUCCUGGGAAUUGCUUGCCCUACGCUCAGAGCAGCUGAUCACAUGAGCCUGAAUUUUCAGUUCAGUUCAUUAGUCAGCCAUUUUGGUCAACACCCUGCUUACUGCGCACAACCAAUCCUAUCAGCACUCGCUGUCCUGGCUUAUCUGGGAAGAAAGGGACCAGACCAGCAGUUUGAUUUCAGCAGACCUGGAUACCUGGCUCUACGUUCUUCCUUUGUUUUUGCUUGGGUAAUCAUCAGAGGAAGCCAUUCUUUUUCCUUCUUCUGCUUUUUAUUUUUUAAUUUUUUUUUUUACCUUUUUUUUUUUUUUCCCCUCCUGUCUUUGAUGCAGAAGCCAGGUUUUCUGUGGUUGGUUAGGAUCGAUAGCCUCUAGCAUAGCUGAAGACAACGACAGUUGGUGGAAAGGAGGAGGGAGGAAGAGACGAGCGUGAAGGAGCCGCGUUUUUACCUUGCUUUAUAUAUGAAAAGGCCAGAGCAGUCUGUGCGAUCCUGAGCGUAUCUGUCCUUUAGUAGCAAGGUAUUUCUUAUUUUCUUCUUCAGAAAGCUUUUCUUUUUAGUUCUUAUUUUUUUUUCCCCCCAUUGUUGUUGUACCAGCUGAGUCAUCAUGUCUGCUCUGACGCCUCAAAGCGACAUGCCAACCCCCACCACAGACAAGAUCACUCAGGCUGCCAUGGAGACCAUCUAUCUUUGCAAAUUCCGAGUGUCGAUGGAUGGAGAAUGGCUCUGCCUGCGUGAGCUGGACGACAUCUCGCUGACACCCGACCCAGAGCCGACCCACGAAGAUCCUAAUUAUCUCAUGGCUAAUGAACGCAUGAACCUGAUGAACAUGGCGAAACUGAGUAUCAAGGGGUUGAUUGAAUCGGCGCUUAAUCUGGGCAGGACACUGGACUCGGACUAUGCACCUCUUCAGCAGUUCUUCGUUGUGAUGGAACAUUGCCUUAAACAUGGCUUGAAAGCCAAAAAGACUUUUCUUGGGCAAAAUAAGUCAUUUUGGGGACCUCUAGAACUAGUAGAAAAACUUGUUCCUGAGGCUGCAGAGAUUACAGCAAGUGUUAAGGAUCUCCCAGGGCUGAAGACACCUGUGGGUAGAGGAAGAGCCUGGCUUCGCCUGGCCCUAAUGCAGAAGAAACUUUCAGAAUACAUGAAAGCCCUGAUUAAUAGAAAGGAUCUUCUCAGUGAAUUUUAUGAGCCUAAUGCACUGAUGAUGGAAGAAGAAGGUGCAAUCAUUGCUGGCCUCCUAGUAGGUUUGAAUGUCAUCGAUGCAAACUUCUGCAUGAAAGGAGAAGACCUGGACUCGCAGGUUGGAGUUAUUGAUUUCUCAAUGUAUUUGAAAGAUGGGAACAGCACGAAAGGCAGUGAAGGAGAUGGACAGAUAACUGCUAUUUUGGACCAGAAGAACUAUGUAGAAGAACUCAAUAGACAUUUAAGUGCUACAGUAAACAACCUACAGGCCAAGGUGGAUGCCUUAGAAAAAUCCAACACUAAACUGACUGAGGAGCUUGCAGUUGCAAACAACAGGAUUAUUACACUGCAAGAAGAGAUGGAACGGGUUAAAGAAGAAAGCUCUUACAUCUUAGAGUCCAAUCGUAAGGUCACUAAAGACAGAACUGCUGAUGGACAGGCACUGACUGAGGCACGAAAACAGUUAAAGGAGGAGACUCAGCUGCGGCUGGAUGUGGAGAAAGAGCUGGAGGUGCAGAUCGGGAUGCGACAGGAGAUGGAGCUAGCCAUGAAGAUGCUGGAGAAAGAUGUUUGCGAGAAGCAGGAUGCACUGGUGGCGCUCAGACAGCAACUGGACGAUCUCAGGGCCCUAAAGCAUGAACUGUCUUUCAAGCUGCAGAGUUCAGACAUGGGAGUUAAACAGAAGAGUGAAUUAAACAGCCGUUUGGAAGAAAAAACAAAUCAGAUGGCUGCCACCAUCAAACAGCUUGAACAAAGAUUGCGACAGGCAGAGAAGGACCGUCAGUUGGCCCAGCAGGACAACCGUCUCUUCAAGCAGGAGUUCGGGGACAAAAUCAACAGCCUCCAGCUAGAAGUGGAAGAGCUCUCCAAGCAGCGGAGCCACCUUGAACUAGAACUGAAGCGGGAAAGAGACAGAUGGUCACACAGUCACCAACGCAGCCCAGAAAACAAGAAAGGUGCAAAGAAUUGGCUAAGACAGGAUGGGAAGCUCAAAAUCCAGGAAGAAAAAGCUAAACUGAAACAGCCACUGAGAGAGGAGAACAGUGUCCUGCCACACAAGUUACUGAGCGGCACACAGGAAGAGCAGGAACAGCUGUCAGGACUUGGAAACACUGAGAUCUGCCAGCUCUGCCAGGAAGAAAGCAGCCGAGGCAAAAAAAAGAACAUCUGCAAGAACUGCGGUGGCAUCUUCUGCGAAGCCUGUUCAGCGAAUGAGCUGCCUCUCCCGUCUAGCAUUAACCCUGAGCACGUCUGCAAUCCCUGUCACAAGCAGCUCAUCCAGCAGUAUUCGAUAAGUCCCUUGUAGGGGACGGGUUGCAGAGAGAGGUGACAAAAAAUGGUUGUAGCUGAUGACGGUUUCUGGAGUUGUUGGGGGGGAAUGUGAAGAGAAGACACUUGCCUGUGGUGUUUGGAGGUCAGAGGGGAAGCAGCUUCGUGGUGUUUACGGUCUCUUGUGACUAAAACAACAGCCUGAGCCUUCCCCGUACAAAAAUCUGCCUGCUCUCAGACCUGAGCUUGUGCUGGGGACAACUGCUUUGGGAAUGUCGCGCGAAGUAGCCCCAAGGUGUGCCCGAGCAGCCUCGGGGCGCGGUGAGAACAGAGAGCCCCCACCCAAAUAAGAGCUGUGUACGUGCGCGUGCAAGUCGGGAACGUUCUCGUCCUCAAGCGUGUGGGGUGAAAGCAUGCUGCUGCUAAGCACAGGCUCACUGAAAGCAGAACGGGAGCAUUUUUAAUCCUGAUGUCUGGCUGCACUUGAAAUACCAUUUCCCCUUUCCCGGUUGCCUUUGACAAUCUCGCUCAGCCGUGCUGCAUCAGUGCCGGGCGUAAGGCGGCCAGGUAAGACACCAAUAAACACCUUCUAGCUUCGUUUCUUUGGCUCAGCCCUCCGGCCGUGGGCUUGCUGUGCAUAUCAGUAUCUAAAAACCAAACAAAGCUGUGAAAGUUCUCCUUAGGUAUUUUAGGGGCUGGGGGGGGGGGGGGUGUAGGUGGUUUUGAGGCACGCACAAUGCGAGAACUGACGACCUGCGCUGAUCUGGCACGGAAGUGCCGUAAGGCAUCUCUGACCUUCUUCUCAGAGACCCUCACUGUGACUUCGUGACUACAUGACGGUGGCCAAAGCUAAGGGUGUAACUGUACUUCCCAUCUUGGUGUGGCAACGGAACGAACUGGAUUCCCAAGUAUUUAGAUACCAAAUCCUCACCGUGACGCAGAAGGUUUAGGGCCACUUUGAUCCACCUCUCCCCCUUGUGCACAUGGAAAAGUCAUUGUAAUAAACCUGACAUUUCACUUUUUUUUUUUUGUUAGAUCAAAAUGAAAGUGAGAUGAAAUUGGAAUGCUUUUCACCUACUAGAAAUUCUAAUUUGAAACAUAGUUUAAAGAGGUUUCACUGUUCAUGCUACAUCAUUAUUUGUUGCUGUUACCUCAAGGAGUUUUACGUUACUCCAAAAAGCGGUGGUGGCUUCCUCAUGAAGCACAUAGCAUGUCAUAGUAGUGUUUGGUCUGUUUUAUACUGGAAGCCUACUUCAGUCUUUAAGACCACAGAAUGUUUUGUAGUCCACAGAAAACCAAUGUAUUUAUACGUGACAAAUGCAUUUGGUUGUGUACAGAUUUUAUUAGGGGUUAGCGGUUUAAUUCCUCGGAGAGGAUUUUCUAUUCAUUAGACUGGCUGGAACCGCAUUAAAAAGCGUGUCAGAGCUGAGGCUAUUUACGUGGCUGGUGCUAGUUUGUACCAGGACUUACUCUCCUCUAGUUCCCUCUAGGCCUCGGCGUGUUCAGCCACCCAAGUUCUCCAGCUCCUCUCGGUGCCCUUAAGAGCCAGAGCCCUUCGCAGGAGGGGCAACUUUAAAUAGUUUUUCUGGUUUUUUUUUCUCCUUGUGGUAGUUACCAGAGAGGUUUCCUUGCUGCUAUCCCUUAAAGUAGAUUUCUAGCUGUAAACAGCGUUGAAAUACGAAAAGCCUAGAACUUGGGUGUGGGCACACUGCUCUGAUGGGUGAGACACCAGAGGUGAAUGGAGAAGACACCGAAUUUAGUGGGGGUUUUUUGGGUACAUCCUGUACACAUCUAUGAGCUUUCAGAUUCUGGCAUCCAAACCCAGUGUGACUUAUCCCACAAGGAGAAAGUGAGACCCAAGCAAUUCCCACCUUAGAGGAUUAAACUGGAAGCAGGGCCCUCACUGUAAAUUAUUUUAAUGCCGGUAUGUCCAGCAUUUUGCAGUUCCAAAGCGACAGCUUAUUUGUGACCUGUACCCAGCUCUUGGCUGUCCCGGCAGGAGCGGCUGCCACUCUGCUUGUUGGAAGUGAAGGCUGUGACUGUCGUUCAUGUGAAAAGCAGGACAGCUCUUGAGCAGGUCCUCGGAAGUCACGCGAGAUGCCUACGAACGAGCAGGGAUGAGGGUGAAAAAACCCACCCCUUCAGAACACAGCUCUGGCGGCUGAAAUGGAAACCGGCAUUUAGAAAGGUCAGAGCGAGACUGUGCUCGCUGCCAGCUCUCUGCGUCAGCACUUGCCUCUUUCCUGCUGCCUCAGACUCCAGUGAAUGUCUCUGCCUGCAAGUAGUGCGUGUUACGCUUCGUGAUGCUGCAAAUGUUCAAGGCGUGUUUGCUCAGGUACUGCUUGUAACGCUAGAGUGUGGGUUGACACCUGGACUUUUGGAUUGUGGGGAGCAGAGGGCAGUUCUGUGGAUGUUAAUUUUGUUCCACACGAUAAUAAAAACUUGGAUCGUCUGUA
Harpia harpyja (harpy eagle) is the source of this 5022-nucleotide messenger RNA. RefSeq names its product RUN and FYVE domain containing 3 (gene RUFY3). Gene Ontology annotation, cellular component: cytoplasm. Gene Ontology annotation, molecular function: metal ion binding. The transcript is spliced from 18 exons. Lineage: Eukaryota; Metazoa; Chordata; Aves; Accipitriformes; Accipitridae. The record is from RefSeq and is a predicted model, not a curated record. Gene Ontology annotation, biological process: regulation of axonogenesis. The coding region runs from base 720 to 2603 and encodes 627 amino acids.